Molecule: messenger RNA, 2535 nt
Organism: Manduca sexta (tobacco hornworm)
Lineage: Eukaryota; Metazoa; Arthropoda; Insecta; Lepidoptera; Sphingidae
Gene: mtg
Exons: 7
Coding region: 352-2241 (629 amino acids)
Cellular component (GO): extracellular region
Molecular function (GO): chitin binding
Source: RefSeq, a predicted model, not a curated record
GUGUGGUGGUUGUUAAGCGGGAUAUAAAUACCAACAGAAUUAUUUAUAAUACGUUGUGUUGUUUCAGAUAUCGGACAGCCGUUAUGUGUGUUGGAGUCAGAUUUCGGCUUCAAAAUAAACUGCGCGUUCAAGAAGUCUGGUUUGUUCCGAGUCCGGAACCUUGGAGGCAUCAAAGCACAUGCUAGUCUUGGUUUCAGUCUCGGAGACGAGCUUGGCUUCGAGCAGUCGCUCACCAACUUAGACCCGAGUCGGCGUCGGUCAGUCAACGUCAAGAAUGGAGCCCCGCCGAACCUCGUCGAUCCAACCAGGACCACUACUAAGCAAGAGAAACGGGGCAAGCAGAACAGAAUUAUGAUGCGUCCUGUAAUGCCUCCUGCCAGUCGACCCAGCCAAGCAGCCAUGGACAAGCUGACAACCCUACACCGCAGGGUUUCCACCAUGCAGCCGAUCAUCGUGUCCCCAACAGUAGAAGCACCCGCCAGAGCCCCAACCAUCACACUAGCCAAACCAAUGCCAAUGGGAGUCCCACCAUUCAAGCCGUUACCACCGAAGGAAGACACCCUCAAAGUGCUGCCAUUGACCUCCUCGACGCGCAAGCACUACACGCCCCUACAGGUCCCCGAGUCUAAGGGCCCCGGCGUAGCAUACCAAAACCAGGUUCCCCACCAAGUCCACAAUAUUGCCAACAACUACAACACGAAGAAAGUAGAUGAUUACAACUCUAUUACCGGUUACGGCGAUGAUACGACUUUGAAGUUUAAUAAAGAAGAUAUAAAUGCUAAGAUUGCUGAGAUAGCGAAGGCUGGUAACAUAUCGAUGGAAGCUGUUGAAGCGGCUAUAGCGUUGCGACAGCAGCAGUUGCUGAGCAAGUACGCGAACUUGCCGGCCGCGGCGCCGCAGACGACGUCGACCACCACCACCACGACGGAAGAGCCGGUGGUGUUCGAGCCGGAGCCAGAGAUCCUUGCGGCGGCGGUGCCACAGAAACCCGCGGUGCCGCAAAGAUUACCAACAUCUGGCAAGGUGAUGAACGCCCCCCGAGAGUACUACCCAGUCGGCUACGAGAAGAACUUCGAUGACCACUUCCAGUCGAAGGUCGAUCUGCCAGACACGAACUUCCACUGCGGUGAUCAGAAGUACUUCCCAGGAUUGUACGGAGAUGAGAGUCUUGGAUGUAUGGUAUUCCACGUCUGCGCCCUUACAGACGAUGGUCUUGUCAUGAAAUCCUUCCUUUGUCCUGAGUCUACGCUCUUCGACCAAACUAUACUCAAGUGCAACUGGUGGUUCUACGUGGACUGCAAGAACACCAGGAAACUGUACGACACAAAUAUACCUGUCUCGAAGAGCUAUCAGCUCAUGAAAGCUCUGACCUUCUUCUCAUCGUACAAGAAAGAGAUGCAAGAUGACGGUCAUCCAGCUAACCCUGAAGAUGUGGACGGCAUUAAAGAAGCCAUAUCCAUACUUGAGAAUCAAGAAACAUCUAAACUUCAACAAACUAAGGAUACACUUAACGCUAUACAAAUCAUUACUCCCCAACCAUACGUCGACGAGAGAAACAACCAUAAGGUCGAAUAUUCCACAGAGCCUGCGCCCGUAUACAGAGCUAACCGAAACCUCAAUACAACUAGAUUUAGUAGUACUAUCAGAAAUGAAACUAAAUCUAAUAGCCAAGAAGCAAAUUCAGAAUUUAGAUUCGUCACCGUAAACGCUGGUUUUAAUGUUAAAAAGGAAGCUAAUAAUACUUCAGCAGAAAACACUAGCACGUCAUCGGAAAGAGAACGCAAACACAGAAGAAGAAUGACGCUUAGAUUUAGUAACUCCACGACCAAAGCGCCUACAACUAACAAAACAAUUGAAACAACUACACCAAUAGUCGAAAUAAUCAAGCAAGAUAUACAGGAUAUAAAUGAUCUAACUGAAGUAAAACAAGAAAAGUUGACUGAUCAACUCGACGCUAUCAAAGAAGUAGAGAACCCAGCACCUGUAAGAAGAUUUUACAGAUCAAGCGCCGAAAGAAUUGGUCAAGAAAAAGAAAUAGCUGUUGUAAAUAAUGAAAAAAUACAAAUUGUCCGACCCACGACAAUGUCUAGGCUGGUCGGACAGAAUCCAACGCAAGAAGCAGCAAUAGAUAAAUUAGAUGAGGCGGUGCUGGGUAGGAGAAAUUUAAGGUUUAAGAAAGAAGCUGUAGCGAUCGUGACCGCGGAGAGAGCGGUACGAAGUAAAACGAGAAACGAAACGUAGCCUUCAAAUUUGUAGUCAAUAACUAAUUUAGUGUCAUAACGACUUGUUAACUUAUUUAUUAAUCAGGUACGUAGACGAACAAUGGCGUAUUUGCUCAAUUUUUAUACUUCUUGAGCCUGUUUUGUCGCUUCUGGAAUUCAUAAGAUGAAUGGAUGGUGAAUUUGAAACGUAUUGAAUUCAUCAAGUCUAAAUGGAAGGGAUAAAACAGGAUGUUAGUCUAGCGCGGAUUCAGUCAAGUGAUAUUACGGUGUAUGUUUUAGUUGUUUAGAAUUAAAAUGUUUCCUAAUUUCUUAA